Molecule: messenger RNA, 1052 nt
Organism: Cinclus cinclus
Lineage: Eukaryota; Metazoa; Chordata; Aves; Passeriformes; Cinclidae
Gene: IER5L
Product: immediate early response 5 like
Exons: 1
Coding region: 63-1052 (329 amino acids)
Source: RefSeq, a predicted model, not a curated record
ACCCGCCCGGCUGCCGUGUGCAUGCGGGCCGGGGUGCCUGGCUGCGCGGGCGGCGAGAGCCGAUGCUGAGGGGCCGGAGGAGGAUGGAGUGCACCCUCGAUGCGCAGAGUUUGAUCAGUAUUUCCCUGCGGAAGAUCCACAGCUCCCGCACUCAGCGAGGCGGCAUCAAGCUCCACAAGAACCUGCUCGUCUCCUAUGUGCUCCGCAACGCCCGGCAGCUCUACCUGAGCGAGCGCUACGCCGAGCUCUACCGCCGCCAGCAGCACUACCCCGACGGCGCCCCGCUCCUCGCCAUGCCUGCCUGCCCGCCGCCCCCCGCCGCCGCCUCGCCGGAGCUGGCGGCUCUCCCGCUGCCCGCCGACACGCAGGACCGCGAGGCGCGGAGCUGCGGGGCUGCGCGGGGCGGCGCGGAGCUGCUGGAGGUGCCGGUGUGCGCGGUGCCCCCGGAGCUGCAGCGAGCGCCCUGCAGAGACUCGUCCCCGGGCUUCUACCGGGCCGCCGGCAGCGCCGGUCCCGGUGGCGGCGGCAGCGCGGCCCCGGGGCUGCUCUACGCCGCCGGCUGUGACUUCGGGAGCGGCGGGGCCCCGCACUGUAGCAGCCGCACCACGGUGCUGGAUUUGGACACUCACGUCGUGACCACGGUGGAGAACGGGUACUUGCACCAGGACUGCUGCUCGCAGUGCCCCUGCUGCUGCCAGCCGGCACCGGGGCUCGCCUCCCCGCCGCCCGCGCCGGGCACCAAGCGCAAGUAUUACCCGGGGCAGGAGGAGGAAGAGGAGGGGGUGGAGGAAGGGGAGCCGGGGGGAGGCGGGGUGGCGGGCGGCCCCCCCUUCGCCCCGUGCACCAAACGCGCCCGCUUCGAGGAGUACAGCGCCGAGCACCCCCAGGACUCUUCCAACAUCUCCAACUUGAUCUCCAUCUUCGGCUCCGGUUUCACGGGGCUGGUGAGCCGGCAGCAGGCGGACUCGGAGCAGCCCCUCAACGGGCAGCUGUGCAGCAAGCAGGCGCUGGCGAGCCUGGGAGCCUGGACUCGGGCCAUCGUCGCGUUUUAG